GUGUGCGUGUGUGUGCUGGUUCAUAAAAUUAAAGAUUGAAAAAUGUUGACAUGUAUUGCAUGUUCUAAGCAACUAAACAGCGGAUCUUCUUAUAAUGAACAAGAAAAUGAAGAUAAUGUUGUUACCCCUAGAACCAAACAAGCUGUUAAAUCUCUCACAUCCCAGAUAAAGGAUAUUGCAUUGAAAGCAUCAGGAGCAUAUAAACACUGCAAGCCAUGUACUACAGGAUCAUCAAACACUAACCUGACCCGUCGCUAUCCGGGCUCUGAAUCCGGGUCAGUGUCUGGAAGGUUCUUUGGUGGGUCCCAAAGUACUGGUAAUUCGACACCGCGGAUAUGGGGAAAGGAAAUGGAGGCAAGACUGAAAGGACUAUCAAGUGGUAGGAGCACUCCAGCGUCGGUUAGUGGACGGACUGAAUCGGUUUUGUUGAUGGAAGAAGAUGAGGCUAAAGAAUGGGUUGCUCAGGUUGAACCCGGCGUUCUUAUUACGUUUGUUUCCUUGCAUCAAGGUGGCAACGAUUUAAAACGUAUUCGGUUCAGUCGAGAGAUGUUCGACAAAUGGCAAGCUCAAAGAUGGUGGUCUGAAAACUGUGAAAAGAUUAUGGAGUUGUACAACGUUCAGUGCUUUAAUCAGCAAGGCGUUCCACUACCGUCUCCACCAAGAUCUGAAGAUGAGAGCUCGAAAACAGAAUCUAUAGAGAACAGCCCAAUCACACCACCACUUAGCAAGGAACGCACACCUCGGAACUUAUACCGUGCAACUGGAAUGGGAUAUUCAUCAUCAGAUUCUCCUGAUCAACAUAACCUUGCUUCACAACCUAAACACUCGAGCAUCAGUGUUGCCAAAACUGAAACAUCAUCAAUUAGUAGUUCAUCUCAAGAGGCUGAUCAAUCUGGACACCUUUGUUUGAGCAAUGCAUGCGAUUUGGAAAAUGAAUGGAUUGAGCAGGACGAGCCAGGUGUGUACGUUACAAUUAGAAUACUGCCUGGUGGCACGCGGGAGCUAAGGCGUGUUCGAUUCAGCCGAGACAAGUUUGGAGAAAUGCAUGCGAAAAUAUGGUGGGAACAGAACCGAGCCAGGAUACAGCAACAGUACCUUUGAGUAUGAAUAUAGAGUCAAGAACAACUCGACCUUUUGGGAAGUUAUUAUAUUUAUCUAUUCGUAUGCAAAACUACUGAAGCCUUGAUGGCCAUUUUGCACUUCUAUAUUAAUCAAGACAUUUGUAUAUCUAAGCUUUCUGUUUAAUUUUAUCCUUUUGAUUUCUGUCUAA
Erigeron canadensis is the source of this 1270-nucleotide messenger RNA. Its product is annotated as protein Brevis radix-like 2. The coding region runs from base 43 to 1101 and encodes 352 amino acids. The transcript is spliced from 5 exons. The record is from RefSeq and is a predicted model, not a curated record. NCBI's taxonomy places the organism in Eukaryota, Viridiplantae, Streptophyta, Magnoliopsida, Asterales, Asteraceae.